AUGUCCACCACAACGGAGAUACCAGUAACCGCCGCACCGAGCAUCGGCUCACGGAAAAAUGGCAAAAACUGGCAUGGCACCAAGAAAGCUUUUCGUCCUAAUGCGGGUUUGACUUCAUACGCUAAGCGUCAAGAGUUGCGCAAGCACCAAGACGCAGUCAAGGAACUCGAACGUGAGAUGAAGGCAGAACACGAGGCUGAGCGUCAGGCCCGUAUCCAGCGGAUCAAGGACCGUCGCGAAGCCAAGGAGGAGAAGUUGCGUUAUGAGAAGAUGGCCGAAAAGAUGCACCACAAGAGAGUCGAGCGCCUCAAGCGCAGAGAGAAGCGCAACAAGUUGCUCAACUCUUAA
Molecule: messenger RNA, 348 nt
Organism: Penicillium soppii
Lineage: Eukaryota; Fungi; Ascomycota; Eurotiomycetes; Eurotiales; Aspergillaceae
Product: CGR1 family protein
Exons: 3
Coding region: 1-348 (115 amino acids)
Source: RefSeq, a predicted model, not a curated record